Messenger RNA from Neurospora tetraspora, 1058 nucleotides. RefSeq lists its product as uncharacterized. NCBI's taxonomy places the organism in Eukaryota, Fungi, Ascomycota, Sordariomycetes, Sordariales, Sordariaceae. The transcript is spliced from 2 exons. The record is from RefSeq and is a predicted model, not a curated record. Bases 322 to 966 code for a protein of 214 amino acids.
CGGAAAGUGCACAACAGGCGGAGACAAAUCACACGACGACGGGAGGACGGACGACUGACCCUCACUCCAACCUUCUUUCCACUUCAAGUUCUGAACACCACCGCUUCGGCUCGAAACUGAGCAUCUUCCUUCUUGCCAAAUCUGCACUUCUAUUCCUUCCCCCCUCCAUCAUCGGCAGCGGGGGGAAGAACUUUGCAGGAUCGGACUCAUUGCCGCACUCCCACAUCAUCCGUCAACAUGUCCAUAUGAUCAUCAAGUGGAAGAUGGCUCGGCCCUGACCGACCGACCGCUUCCAAGAGGCACAGAUCGCUGAGCCUCAAAAUGGAAUUUCACCACCAACCAGCUUCCAACAUUGUCUCUGAGACAGAACCUGUGAGUCCUGUCCAUCUGGCACAAGCGUCGCCAUUCUGCCUGCAUCCCAGAGAAGCAGAUUUACCGUCAUGGGGUUACACGGUCCCACCACCAGACCAACGACAUGACAGAAUCUUACCUAGUCUUCCUACCUCGGAAUACCUGCCUCGUCUUCUUUCAGCUUACGUUGUCGAUGCGCUCCUGUGGGAAUGGCUCCCAUUUCAUACCAUGCAGACCGCUUCUUUCGAACCAAGGAAUUUGGAAGCCGUUGAAAUCCUCCUCGUUCUUCUCUUUCUUUUCGAGUUUGGGUUUCUACCUAUCAAGCUGAGCCAACAGGUCAGACAGCCGCCCACCUGCCCACUCAUCUCCGAAAGAUGGCACGGUGGGCAGAAAGCUCGGUCACGGUGCCGACUCGGAUUCCAGAACCCCCUCAGAAGCCUGAAGCCCAACAGUCGCCGUUAUGGCGGGAGCCAACGAUCAAGUGUGGUGAGUAGCAAUGGCAGCUUCAAGACUUUUCACUGGCCUUUAUCACUAUGUCUGGUGUGCAUCCUCACAGCGCCCUUUGUGUCUGAGUACUACAUUGACUGUAUUGCCCGUCCUCUGUCCUCACAAUAGCAUCCAAAACAAAUCCCUGACCAGCUGGAUAUCUCCGACUUAGCCAGUAUCAAACUUCGCAAGCGUAGCCGCACUACGCAGGAAGCUACUUC